ACUAAUCCUCAACUGCACAUUCCAAUGUAUUUCUUUCUCAUUAACUUAUCCUUCCUUGACAUCUGCUAUUCUUCUGUAACAGUUCCCAAAAUGCUAGAGAAUCUCCUAGCUACAAAAAAGACUAUUUCUCUCUGUGGCUGCAUAGCUCAGGUCUUUUUCUUUAUUUUCAUGGUUGGAACAGAGAUCUUCUUACUUUCAGCAAUGGCGUAUGAUCGUUAUGCUGCCAUAUGCAACCCACUGAGAUACAGGACCAUUAUCAGCCACCGCUUGUGCAUCCAAAUGGUGUUGGCUGCAUGGAUAUCAGGUUUUCUGGACUCCUUGGUUAAUACUCUUUUUUUAACUGACCUACAUUUCUGUGGUCCCAGUGACAUUAACCAUUUCAGCUGUGAGUUACCUUUGCUAUUGCAGCUGUCUUGCACUAGUACUUUUGCCAAUGAAAUGGUAAUUCUUACCUUUAGCAUGCCAUUAGGGUUUGCUGCCCUUCUUCUAAUUAUAGCUUCCUAUGUUCAUAUUGUUGGCUCCAUUCUCAAGAUAAAUUCUGCAGAAGGCAGGCAGAAGGCAUUCUCUACCUGUGCUUCCCACCUCACAGUGGUUCUCUUGUUUUGUGGGACUGCAUUCAUUAGAUACAUGAAACCUGCCUCUGGCUACUCAGACACCAUGGACAAGCUUGUGUCAAUCCAGUACAGUGUCCUAACCCCCAUGUUGAACCCCAUUAUAUACAGCUUGAAAAGCAAAGAUGUGAAGAUUGCCCUAAAGAAACUUUUUAGAAACUAA
Molecule: messenger RNA, 774 nt
Organism: Python bivittatus (Burmese python)
Lineage: Eukaryota; Metazoa; Chordata; Lepidosauria; Squamata; Pythonidae
Product: olfactory receptor 5A2-like
Biological process (GO): G protein-coupled receptor signaling pathway
Cellular component (GO): membrane
Molecular function (GO): G protein-coupled receptor activity; olfactory receptor activity
Source: RefSeq, a predicted model, not a curated record